Stegastes partitus (bicolor damselfish) is the source of this 2023-nucleotide messenger RNA. Its product is annotated as contactin-associated protein-like 2. The record is from RefSeq and is a predicted model, not a curated record. The transcript has 16 exons. NCBI's taxonomy places the organism in Eukaryota, Metazoa, Chordata, Actinopteri, Pomacentridae. The annotation marks the transcript as partial.
AUGUCGGCGCAUUCCAGCCAGCUGCCCACCACUGCAACGGAUGGGCAGGAUGUGGCUUUCUCCGGGAACUCCAACUCGGAGAGCGCAGUUCGCCAUGAGCUGCAGCAGGGAAUUGUGACUCGCUUCCUGAGGCUCAUCCCGCUGGACUGGAGCGAGGAGGGACGGAUCGGUCUGCGCAUAGAAGUCUAUGGCUGCUCCUACUGGGCGGAUGUCAUCAACUUUGAUGGGCAGGGAGUAAUCUCAUAUCGCUUUAAGGUGAAGAAGAUGAAGAUCAUUAAGGAUGUGAUCGCGCUGAGGUUUAAGACAUCAGAAAGUGAGGGUGUGAUUCUCCAUGGGGAGGGCCAGCAGGGAGACUACAUCACCCUGGAGCUUCGCAGGGCCAAGCUGCUGCUGCAAAUAAACCUGGGCAGUAACCAGUACGGCUCUAUCCUGGGUCACACUUCUGUGACCACCGGCAGUCUCUUGGAUGACAAUCACUGGCACUCAGUUGUGAUUGAACGCUACCGCCGCAAUGUCAACUUUACCUUGGACAGACACACUCAGCACUUCAGGACGAAUGGAGAGUUCGACCACCUCGAUUUGGACUACGAGUUGAGUUUUGGGGGGAUGCCGUACAGUGGGAAGCCAGUGGGAGGAGGAAGGAAAAACUUUAAAGGCUGCAUGGAGAGCAUCAACUACAAUGGAGACAACAUUACAGACCUGGCCCGCCGAAAGAAGCUGGACACCUCCAGUUUUCGCAACCUGUCUUUCGCUUGUGUCGAGACCCACACCUUCCCGGUCUUUUUCAAUGCUACCAGCUUCCUGCAGCUGCCAGGCCGAGCCAAUCACAACACGGUGUCUGUGGGCUUCCAGUUUCGCACCUGGAACCCCGACGGACUCCUUCUCUUCAGCAAUCUCGAUGAUGGCACGCUGGAGAUCUCUCUCGAGGAAGGCAAAAUUACAGUUCAUAUCAACGUGACGAAGGCGGCCAAAAACUACCGGGUGGACUUAUCAUCAGGUUCGGGCCUCAAUGACGGCCAGUGGCACGCCAUACGUUUGGUCGCCAAGGAGAACUUCGCCAUGCUGACGAUAGACGGCGAGGAGGUGUCCGCCGUGCGCUCCACCUCACCUCUCGCCGUCACCACGGGAGGGACCUAUCACCUGGGAGGGUAUUUUCUGCAGACGAUGUUUCCACCUUCCCAGCGUUCGUUUCAGGGCUGCAUGCAAGCAAUCCUGGUGGAUGACCAACCUGCCGAUUUGCACGCAGUAGAGAAAGGCAUUGUGGGAGCUUUUGAGAACGUCAGCCUGGACAUGUGCGCAAUUAUAGACAGGUGUAUGCCUAAUCACUGUGAACAUGGCGGUCGGUGUAAACAAACGUGGGACAGCUUCAGCUGUACUUGUGAUGGAACAGGAUACACUGGAGCCACCUGCCACACUUCUAUCUAUGAGCCUUCAUGUGAGGCCUAUAAGCAUUUGGGCAGGUCCUCCGACGCUUACUGGAUUGACCCCGAUGGCAGCGGACCCCUCGGCCCCUUCAAAGUCAACUGCAACAUGACAGAAGACAAAGUAUGGACGACGGUUAUGAACAACCUGCCGCCCAAAACUAUCGUCACAGGCUCGAGUAGAGAGAGACGCACCGUCCUGCAGGUCAACUACAGUGCCUCUAUGGACCAGGUGACAGCCAUCACCACCAGUGCAGAAAACUGUGAGCAGAAAAUCGCCUACAGCUGUCGCAUGUCCAGACUGCUCAACACUCCAGAUGGAACCCCCUACACAUGGUGGGUGGGCCGGGGCAGCGAGAAGCACUUCUACUGGGGCGGCUCAGGGCCCGGCAUCCAGAAAUGCGCCUGUGGUAUCGACAGGAACUGCACUGACCCCAAGUACGACUGCAACUGCGAUGCCGAUGCCAAACAGUGGAGAGAAGAUUCUGGUCUCUUGAUAUAUAAGGAACACCUGCCAGUCAGCCAGGUUGCCGUGGGUGACACCAACAGACCGGGCUCCGAGGCAAAACUAACUGUCGGACCACUCCGUUGCCAAGGAGAUA